AACUUCUUAAGUUUAUUGAAACGGCUUCUUGAAAUUUAUACUGUUUACGAAAUAACUACGUUUGACUGAAUACACUCAAUAAAAUAAAAUAUUUUAAAAGUACCCCGUUUCGGUGUUAUGGCGUCUUUGUAUAAAAGAACGAACCGUGUAUGCGCUUAUUGUUUUACUGUAAUGAGAUAUCUCAAUUGUUUGUACUGAUUAUUAUAACUUUCAAAUGUACGAAAUUUGUGAAUCAGCGCUGUCGAGGAGUGUUUGAAAAAGGGAAAAUUAUCUGUGAUUGUGUUUCAAUGGAAACAUAAACAAAUUAUGAAUAUUGGAUGACGGAGUUAGCGGUUAGUUCGUCUUCUUUAGUACCACCACCAAAAGUUAAAGCGGUUGCUACUACACGGAAAACAUCAAAUCUUAACAUUGAUAUAGAGAUAGAGAAACCAAGAAACGGACAUAAAGCAAAAUUUGGUCAUAGCAUUAUUCGCCUGUCAGGAUCUCUCGCGCGGCAAACUGUUGUUACAGACCAUACAAUACAACUUCAUUUACCCGGAGGCUCCGGUGUGCAUGAUCUUAACCUUAUUUAUAACAAACAAGGACAACCAAAUUUGCCCGAAAAUACUCGAAGUGGAGUUUAUAGUUUGUUAACUCAGCGGCGCCAUGAUCUUGUACAUGUCGAACCCGUUGCUCUUGCUGACGCGCCACCUAUUAUAAAAGAUCUCAAAGAGGGAGACUUCGAUUUAAUUGCAACUGCUACAAAUAAAGCUGUUUUUGAUGAACAAGUAACAGACAGUUUCCUACCAGGAGAGCUACAACUUUUGAGAAUCUGGAGAACUGGAGAAUUUUAUACCUAUAACCAGGCGACUGGAAAAUUAAAUAAACUACAAGACGGUCGGAAACGGAACUUGAAAACUGUUGGAUACGCGGUUGACAAGUUCCAGGUGCUGCCCGGUAUUCAAAACUGGCAUUAUAGUUUUGAUGAAACUGCAAAUUAUUACAAGAAAUAUUUAAUCCAGGAUGAACUAGAAAGUCAACUAGGCAAACAAAUUCAUCCGUCCCAGUCUUUACCGGAAAUACACAAACAAGACCGCUCUCUAGAACGCCGUUGGAGUUUUACGUCCGACAACUCUCCUGAAAAAGACAGUUUCUAUCGGAAAGUUGUCGCAGGGCAAGUACCCUUGAAGAGAAAUUUAUCAGAACGGGGUCAACGACCUAGGCUGACCCGAUCUAAUAUCUUAAGACACGAAUUUCACCAGAGCCGGCGCCCGCUACCAUCGAUUUCCACACUGUUUCCCGAGAUGGAGGGGAAAGGCAAGCUGUUUGAUGCCGAUGAUGCGCUUCAGGAGCAAAACUUGAAGUGCCCAGUAUGUAAGAACUAUUAUGAUACCCGAGCCCGCAACCCGCACAUACUUCACUGCCUGCAUAGCACUUGCAAUGCCUGUCUCAAAAGUCGGGUCCGAGCGGAGAUGGUUCAGUGUCCAGUAUGCAGCGAGGUACAUGAAGUACCAAACAACGAAAUAGAAUUACUACCGGUAGACCAUGCUCGGCAACACCUCGUCAAGUUCUACAAGGUCCGUAACCGCUCCCAGGAGAUAGGGUGUGACAGUUGUGACCCCCGGAACCGAGCCACCCACAGAUGUAAGGAGUGUGAUGAGUUUCUUUGUGGCGUCUGUACUGAAGCCCACAAACGGACAAAGGUCACCAAAGGUCAUAAUGUUGUCAAUGUGGAUGCUUUGAGGAGAUCCAACUUGGACGAGUUCCACCACAAGCGCACGUGCCCCGUGCCAGAGCACGAUGACCAACAUUUUAGUUUCUAUUGUUACUCGAAAGGAUGUGAUACCCCAAUAUGUUCCUUGUGUGCAGUAACCGAACAUAACAAAGCCGACGGUCACGACAUCCGUAACAUUAAUGACGUUUAUGUAGAGAAUAAGAGGCUUGUUGAGGGUUUGCUGAUAGAUGUGAAACAUAAAAGAGGUCUUGCUGAAGAGGCGAUACAGAGUAUUGAAGAUGAAAUACAAAAUCUUUACAUCAAGGAGAGUGCGACGGAUGAAGAAAUAGACCAGGCAUUCUUAGCGUGCCAGAAGCAACUUGAGAAACGGAAAAACGAACUGAAAGAGAAACUGGCGGCAACAUCAAAGGCGAAGAAGAAAGGAAUGGAAAGCCAGUUAGAUAAACUGAUCAGUGAGAAGAACAGUCUGGAUCAUGCUGCAAGGUUCUCAAACAAUGUGUUAGGAUAUAGUGAUACAACAGAAUUCCUGCAAAUGAAAGAUGCCUUAUUCGCCCGUCUUGGUGAACUGAAAGAGAUGGAAGUUGAUAUAAGACCACAUAACAAAGCCGAUAUCAAAUUCCACGGUCACAAAAUGGUUGAUGCCUUCCAGAAGUUUUCUAAUAAGAUGGGCGAAGUAUGGUCAACCACGGCUUUUAUACCAAAUACAAAGAUCCAGACGUAUGACAUUGGUCUUGGGCGCGAGGAGACCGCCAUGAUGAUUACUCUUCACGAUUAUGAGAGGCGCCCUCUAGCGGAACCAGGCGUUGAUAUUCGGGUUGAGGUCUUAAAUCCUAAUGGAAAGAAAUCUCGAGCCCAAGUCAUCGACUUGACAGAUUCUGAGGGAGCGUAUAAAGUUAUUUAUCAGGGAACAAAACUUGGCGACCACAGAGCUAGUGUUUUUGUUAUGGGCUUGCCAGUAAUUGACCCUGGCGUGCAGUUCAAGGUCAGACGUCAGACAGAUUUGGAAACAGACGUUCUUAGGGACUAUGAGCUGGAAUCGGGUGGUCACCAACAGAUCAAGGCCAAGAUUGAUUCAGCUAGCUCAGUUGUAGCAUCCGGAAGACAACUGGAAUCUUUGACAACAUUUACAACCCCUAAAGGAACUAGGAACGACAUACAUUCUGGUUUUCCGUCAUCGACUAAGUUCAACUCAACCCCUUCACAUGACGACAAACUUGGUCUGCAGCUUCACGAUGACGACUACGAUACAGAGAGGAACAAGCCGAGAGCCAGGUCCUACCGAGUGUUUGGGGACAUCGUAUGUCCUGAUUUUAUGUAUGACGCUUCAACAUGCCAUCCACAGAACAUGGUUACCUCGGAUUCGAGAACUUUGAAAAACGUUCGUGGUCGCACUGCCAACAUUGGCACGGCCCUCAAGAACUACCGUGGGACGAUUGGUACCCGGCCUUUCAGCAAAGCUGGCAGAUUCUACUUCGAAGUUGUUGUUUACUUCUUCAUUAAACGGCAGCUGCGCAAUGACCUUAUUUUCGAAGUGGCAAUAGCCCGGAAGUCCGAGAUAGACAAAAACUACACAGUGGAUGGUUCCCCGUAUGCGUGGACGGUAUGCGCGCGCAGAUGUCCUCUUUGCCGAACCGUCUGCUUGAUGACGUUCCACAAUGGUGUUCGGUUGUAUCACCUUCCUCUGACAGAAAACUCUCCGCCAGGGACUACUUUACGCACAACAAUCGGAUUUUUGGUAGAUAUGAAACAGAAGCAGUGGUUUAUUGUCGACGCCAAGAACAGGCGACUCUUCUACCGUUUUAAGAACAUAGACACCUCAAAGCCGCUUUGGCCAGUUUUCGGGGCGUACAGCACGGAAUACGUCAGCGUUUCAUUGGCUUUGAAAACUGGAAAAGAUGUUCAAGCUGUACCAGAUAUACCAUCCGAUGUUUAAAAAGUGUAUUCAGACUCAUAUUUAGAUAUUUGCCAUAACAUGUACAUUUUGUGCGUUUUCAUAUACUAGUUAAUGUUUGUAACUAAACUGACGUUUGAACGCGAAAGAACUUUAUACAUACUUGCGUUUUAUAUCUUAAUAAAAUUAUGCGAUAAUUACUUUAUAUUUGCUGUGAUUUUUCAAUAUUUAUUUGACAGAUUAUGGAUGAAAGUUUGUGUUGUUUCUUAUUAAACGGUGCAUGGAAAACA
Messenger RNA from Mercenaria mercenaria, 3895 nucleotides. Its product is annotated as E3 ubiquitin-protein ligase TRIM71-like. NCBI's taxonomy places the organism in Eukaryota, Metazoa, Mollusca, Bivalvia, Venerida, Veneridae. Gene Ontology annotation, molecular function: ubiquitin-protein transferase activity; zinc ion binding. Gene Ontology annotation, cellular component: chromatin; nucleoplasm. Gene Ontology annotation, biological process: positive regulation of DNA-templated transcription. The record is from RefSeq and is a predicted model, not a curated record. The transcript is spliced from 16 exons. Bases 318 to 3647 code for a protein of 1109 amino acids.